CUUGCUGCUUCCUCCUCUAAGGGGCGCCGUAAUUCCCGGAUCUUUUGGUCCGUGCGGCCGCCGUAACCGGCUUCCGGCAAAAUGGCGGCGCCCAGCACGUGGCGGAAGAAUACGGCCACCGCCAUCAACAGCCCCUUGUUGCCGGCAUGGCGAAGCCCAAGCCUAACCCGCGGAGCUUGCCGGAGCUGCGGGAGAUGCUUCUGCGGCAGGAAAGGCUGCUGGGCGACCGGGCGGUGGUCUCCCGGUUGCCUGACGGCGGCAAACGCGUGCGCGAAUGCGCGGCAGGGCUGCGGGCGGCGGUGGCGGAGCACGAGCGGCGGAGCGGCGGCGCCCCGGAGGCGGCUCUCCCGGCGGGCCUGGCCGGGGCGCUGGCCGGCCUGUCUCUGGGAGCGGCAGGGGGGGGCCGGCGGGGGGCCGGCGCGCGGCCCGGCGGAGCCUCACGGAGGGAGAAGCGGCGCCCGGAGGACGCGUCGGCCGCCCGGCUGCCCCCCCUGCGCCACGCGCCCGCGCGGCUGCUGUCCCUGGCCGAGUCGGUGGCCAUCCAGGUCCAGCAGGAGGAGGCCCGGCAGGAGAUGCAAGCUAAGGUUGCUGCCCAAAAGCUAGCUGAAAGGCUUGGGAUUAAGACGGUUCCCUAUGAGCCAGAAGGACAGAUGAUGACCGGCUACAGAGAAGUCAGGGAUGAAGAGGGAGACAGCUCAGCUGAGGACUGAUUCCAAAGAGAACUGGCUGGCAGAUGAGAAACAGGCCUUGCUGAAGAAGUUCUCAUGCUCAGAGCCCAUCUGGAGUGUGUUUUGCCUGGGGGCAGCAUCAGUGUUGCCUAAAGCUGCGUAAUGUUGGGCAGCCUGGCUGUGGUUUGUGCUUGGCACAGCUCUGGAACCUGCAAGUCGCUCAUCACAAGGAGUUAGGAGUGGAGAGCAAUGCCUGACCAAACAGCUUUCCAGGUGCUGGGAUUGAAGAUCAGCUAUGCAGGAGUGGGCAGAAAUUUUGUAGCUGCCUUGGAGUCUUCUCUGGUGAGGGUUGCUCCAAAACAAACACAGUGCAAGGCUGCAAUAUUUUUUUAUUAGAGUUGUUUCUACAUUCUUUUUAAUUUACAUUAAAAUUUGGGGCCUUGUGCACUGUAUGGAUCACCUUCAUAUCUCCAGGAGGAGGAAAAAAGACUGUCCUGCAUUAGGGUGGUUGUCUCUACUGCCGGGUGCAGGGAACGCUAUGGCCCUCCUGCCCUCCCCGAAUGGCCCUGAAGCACUAGGUGGCCCCUGAUAUGGGUGCUGAAAUUCCACAAGCCAGAUGGGGAGACUGGUUUAAGAGAUCCUAUGGGAGAGUUUGGUGUGAAAAGGCCGCAGCUGUCCAGGCGUUCAUUCCAGAGGGGUUUCUGUUGCUUUCGUAACAUUAGGGGAAGCUGCUCUGGGCUGCUGUUGCUGGGUGGGCAUUUUGCUGGUUCUGCUUUCCCAAAGAGGAGUUUCAGAUACAACUUUUGCCCUAUUAGCAUUUCAAUGAGUGACUGGGGCACUUAAAGAAAUCUUGUUUGAUCAUGAGUGGAGCUUGGGUGACCCUAAUAAAAUCUUAAGUGCAACAUAGUUCAACCCACACGAAUGUCUUCCAGACGAGAGUGCAGGUGUAGCGAGAUUGGGGGGGGGGCUGGGGGCUCCUCUGUCCCUGUCCUUUGUUAUCAACCUGAAGAGAGAACAAUUACAGUCCUUUUGUAGAAUUUUGCUUCUUUCUUACAACAAUUGAUCCUGCCUCUCUCAUUUACUCUGUCUUUCUGGUUACUUUUCUUUCCUUCCCACUGACAGGUUUGAUGUACUGGUACUCCAGAUAGGGCAGGGGACUGGGGCUUUUCCACUGAGUUUUCUUGGGGUUUUCCAAAUACAGCCACCCUUCUCUUUGAAAGUGAACACGUGCACGUUACCACGACAGUAGCUCUUCUCUCCGACACACACAUACAAGCAUAUAGACAAGUAUUUUGUUCCAGUUGUGCUGUUCCCUGUUGUUCCUGUACAAUAUUUUUCAAACUUGACUUUAAGAUGUGUGGACUUCCCAGUCCACACAUUUUAACGUUGCCAGGUUUACAAAACACUACUCCAGAGGCCUUCCUUAGCUCUGCAUCUACUUCUCUGGGGGAGAUUGGCCUGUCCAUUUCUUAAUAGUCCUGAGCUACCACCAAUCUUUGUUUUAUAACAGAUUGUUGAUAAAUGCAUCUUUGGAUUAUUUUGUUUUGCCUUUUUUUAUAUAAAGGAAGAAUAAGUUCAUUUAAACUCAAGUGCUGGGGUUUAUUAAUUCCUAAUUAAAUUGUGAAAAAU
Molecule: messenger RNA, 2297 nt
Organism: Ahaetulla prasina
Lineage: Eukaryota; Metazoa; Chordata; Lepidosauria; Squamata; Colubridae
Gene: POLR2M
Product: RNA polymerase II subunit M
Exons: 4
Coding region: 147-710 (187 amino acids)
Biological process (GO): intracellular signal transduction; transcription elongation by RNA polymerase II
Cellular component (GO): intracellular anatomical structure; nucleus
Molecular function (GO): transcription elongation factor activity
Source: RefSeq, a predicted model, not a curated record